AUGAUCUUACGGUUAUCACGGGUUUUGCUCGCAUUUCUCGCGCUGACAGCGUCCAGGAUUCAUGCUGGAUAUUACGAGCCCACACAUAAUGAUAUUGAGACGGUAAGAGGGCAAAGAUUUUUGUCAUAAUUCGGUAAUAUGUUGUUGAUAAGAUAAUGAUGAUUUUAAAUUUUAUUUUUCAGUAUUUCGAUGCAGAUGCAGAUGAAUACGAGACGGUGCUGACGCCUUCAGAUUUUGCAGCAAUGUCAGAAUAUGGGCUGGAUACGGAGAGGCCGGCGGACGAUUUAUGGGACAGUGAGGCCAUGUAUAACCAUGACAAGUUUGAAGGUGACAUUGCGAAUGAUGUAAGUGAUGUGUUGAGCUUACGUAAAGUCUAGAACUUGGGCAAUUUUUAUCCUAUUUCGGUCAAAUGUCAUCAUUUAUAAAUAUCCAAACAUAUUUGCUAUAUUCAGCCUUAUUAGUCUCAUUCUUUUACUCUUGUAAAGUCCUUAAAUUUUCUUCUGUAUUUUUACUAUAUAUAAAACACUAUAGUUAUCACAAAUUUCCAGCUAAACGCCUCUUCCGUCGGCACUUUUAUCCAAGGAGGUCCGGUCAACACAAAUUCCACAAAAACCCAACUCAACGCGAUCCGCGAUCGUCGUCAACUCUGGAAAAACGGCCGAAUCCCCUAUGCCAUCAGCAGUCAAUACAGUGCGUACAGUCGGUCGGUAAUCGCAUCGGCGAUGCAAGAGUACUCAACGCACACUUGCAUUCAAUGGGCGCCCAGAACGGCGAAUGAUAAGGAUUAUGUGUACAUCAUGCCGGAUAGGGGAUGUUAUUCCAUGGUGGGCAGAACCGGUGGGCGACAGACAUUGUCGCUGGGAAAUGGAUGUAUUCAGAAGGGAAUCAUCAUCCAUGAGAUGAUGCAUGCGGUCGGGUUCUUCCACGAGCAGUCGAGAACGGAUAGAGACAGCUUUAUUACAAUCAUGUGGAAUAAUAUUCAGGUAAGGGAAGAUACUGGUGUUGGAAUGCUAGGUGUGACAAGGGCGGGAUUGUGGCAGAUUUUAAUCUUCUUUUUUAUAUUAAUUUUCUGAAUUUUGUUCGGAAAAAACUUAUUUUUGAUAGAAUCAUCAUAUUCCCCACCAUAAAUAGACUCUAUAUUUUCAAGAUCAGCUAAAAAUAGCAAGCCUAGAAAUUUAGAAACCCUUUGAAAAUUACCUUUCUACUUCGUUUCAAGUUUUUGCAAGAUCAAAGUGACGUAUCGGGGAACUUUCUUGACCAUCGAACAACAAGAAUAAUCGUUACUUUUUACAGGGUGGGGCAUCUUUGUGGCCAGAGGUUGUCUGAGAAUUUAGGUAAAAAAAAGAAUUUUAAGAUUUGGCCAAAAACUAAAGAAGUUAUAGAGAAUUCAAAGCGGACCACAAGGAUGCCCCACCCUGUUCUUUUUUUUAUCAAUUUUAACAUGUUCCUUUCCAGCCCGGAAUGCAAGGCCAAUUCGAGAAGUACAGCUCAGUGACCAUCCAAACCCUCGGCGCGGAGUAUGAUUUUGCCUCGAUUAUGCACUACGGCCCUAAGGCGUUCUCUCGAAACGGAAUGCCCACAAUUGUCCCCAAAAGGAAGGCCAAUAUUGGGCAAAGAAGUGGAUUCUCUCAAACCGAUUCCUUCAAAAUCAACACGCUUUACGAGUGCACCAACAGGAAUACAAAGCCAGUCCAGCCGGGUCAGCCGGUCCCACUGCCAGUCCAGCCAGUUCAGCCAACUCAAGCGCCCAGCCCUAAUGUUAUUGUGCUUACUUUGGCGCCACAAACUACAACGACAAUGCCGACAUUGGCCACAGCAGAGCCUUAUGUCAGUAGCCAAGCGCCGAAAGGGACGCUGGCUCCAGUUGCAGCGGCUAACUGUUCGGAUAAGAGGCCGGACUGCGAGCAGCUAGCUCAUCAAGGUUAGUGGAGGUUUGGGGGAAUAAUUUUAGGGUCUUGAGGCCUUUUUUGAUCGUAAUUUACUCGAUACGCCUUACCAACUCUCCUCAUUUUGCAUAGUAUCUCACAAGAAACCUUUAUUUCUCUUCAGGUUGGUGUCAACGCAAUCCCCCAUGGAUGCGUGACCAUUGCCCGCUGGCUUGUGGAAUGUGCGAGAAGUCCACGACCUGUGAAGAUCUCCGUGUCGAUUGUCCAGAGCUCGUCAAGCGACGAUACUGUAUCACUAAUCAGGAGUUCUCCAAGAGUUUCUGCGCCAAAUCUUGCGGAUUCUGCUUUGCGCCACCAACUCCUGAAAGUGCGGUUGCCGGAACAACACAGCCAACUAUCGCCACGAAACAACCGCUGGUCACUUUCUGGCCCAAUUCGAGGUGAGAAAAUAAUGAGCUUAGAUUGCUGAAAUGUCUUAUAGUCUUAUGUAGUCCUAUGCUCAGGUUUCGAUGACAAUUGGCAAAGAUUUUCAUAGAUUUUUAACCGUUUGUAAACAGAAUCGAUCAAGAUUUUUAGAUUUUUUCACGUAUACGGAUGGAAAUUUUGUGCUGCGUUUCUUCUAUAAUGUAAAAAAUUUAUUCAAGAAAUCAAUUUUUAUAUUCAAAAUUUAUAAGUAAAAAGCCAAAACCCAUCUUUUUCUCUGAUUUCUCUCCACAUUUCCUAUAGUCUCUAUGGUCGCAAACAUCACUGUGCUUUUUUGGCUGCGGCGCAAGAUGUGAGCUGAAAAUUUAAAACAUUGAUCUGUAUGCUGUUCAGAAUGAGUAUGCCAACUUUAAAGAAAAUCUGAGCGUUGCACUUUGGACAAUUCACUUAUUAAUUUAACUAUUAAAAUUUUACUCCAGGCCCUUAAAAUUAUUUGAAAACUCCAUUAAAUCUUGCCUAAAUGGUUCUCAAUGCAAAAUGCAUUCAAUUUCAGGCCUGAUGCCUCAACGGCAGCGCCCGCAACCCUAGCGCCAGUCUCCUGUCGAGACAAGAAGCACUUCUGCCCUCAUUGGAAGUCGGCCGGGUUCUGCUCCGGCAUCUUCCAAGCCUACAUGAAACAAAACUGUGCCAAUUCUUGUGGCUGGUGUUGA
Molecule: messenger RNA, 3019 nt
Organism: Bursaphelenchus xylophilus (pine wood nematode)
Lineage: Eukaryota; Metazoa; Nematoda; Chromadorea; Rhabditida; Aphelenchoididae
Source: the annotation of a GenBank genome assembly